Guillardia theta CCMP2712 is the source of this 1728-nucleotide messenger RNA. RefSeq lists its product as hypothetical. NCBI's taxonomy places the organism in Eukaryota, Cryptophyceae, Pyrenomonadales, Geminigeraceae. The transcript is spliced from 16 exons. The record is from RefSeq and is a predicted model, not a curated record. Bases 1 to 1728 code for a protein of 575 amino acids.
AUGUCAGGCAACUCUGACAUGGAGAAAAAGAUUGAAGAGUUGACCUGGAACCUGCAAGCUCGGAAUGGGGAAAUCUCCAAUCUCCGUGCCAGACUACAGAGCGCUAAUGAUGAGAUGGACAAGCUUCGAUCUCUGAACCAUGAACUUGUACAGUCACGUGGUAAGGGAGGAGGUCGUCCUUCCUCCGACCUGGAGAAGGAAAUCAGCCAAGUGAAGACAAAUUUGGCUUUCAAGGAGAAUGAAUAUAAUAGUCUGAGCGUGCGGUUUGGUGAGGUGGAAAGAAACCUCAAAAUAGCACGAGAAAGAUGUCAAGAGAUUGAAUUGUCAAAGUCAAAGUUGGAACAAGAGCUUCAUGCAACAAAGAAGCGCUGCAUGCAAGGCGAUGUUACCGCGCAAAUGGUACCUGAGAGGCAAGAGAGAUUGUCACAGGUCCAGGUUCACAAGAGUGAUUUCUCAAUGCAAGUUGAAACUGACAGCAUGGCCUCACACCGAAGACCAACCCUCCUCGACCCAGAUUCCCGGCUGAAGCUAAAACGGCUGCGUUGCUUGAAGGCAUUGUUUCCCGAGAACAUCGAAGAAUUCAUCUCAAGCAUGCAGAUCGAUGGUGAAAGUUCUGCGAAUCGUUUGAGUGUGCGCAAGCCAAAGAGCGAUCAAUUUGCCUUGUCUGAAAAUGCCAUGUACAAGAUGCUCUCGGCCUUUGUCAAUGGCAUGGUCACAGCAGACGAUUUGCGUGCUGCGAUGGAGUCAAGUAUCCGUAAAGAACUGCAAGACACUGGAAAUCAGGCACCGAAACUUGACAGGUCUCAACGCGAGGAUAGGCUUCAGGAUCUGCACAUAACUCUACGCUGUCUUCAUGCCCUGUUGACGAUGAGUCACGUUAUAAGAGAAAGGCUGCUGGAAGAGAUGCUACAUGAAGAUUUAUCUUCUUCAGUGUCUCUCAACUCCACUGAAAUUUCAUCUGCUGGCAAGGUGCAAGACAAUACUGGAACUGAAAGGUACAGCGAUGCAGAUCAGAACAAGAAGAAUAGUCAGCGCGAUAAACAGUUCGUUUUCGUUCUUUUGGCAUUGACGGAUAGUUUCAAAGAUUCAUUUAAAGUCAAUCUCAUUCUUUUGAAGAUUUUUCAAAUUCUAUUGGAGAAUACCGAUGCUGAUGCACAAGUCAACUGCUUCGAAGCGCUCAUCACAAAUGGUUGUAUCGUCCGCAUGCUAGGGACCAACGAGGAGGACCCUUGGAAUGAUUCGAAAGUGAUCGCGCUAGAUGUUGCUUCCCACUUGUGCAAGUCUCGUGUGUUGGUUUCAUCUUCUUUGAUAUUGCACCCGGGAUGUAAACGAUCGAUGCUUAGCAUGAUCCUCGCAUGUUUAGAGUUGGAUUCAGAUUCAGAGAAAUGCUCAAACAAGAAAUCGAGAGCAAGACGUGAAAGGGCUUUGAGGAUCUUUGCCACGAUUGCCUCUCGAUACAAGGAUGGAAUUGAAGUUGUUCUCGAUGAGAAGAUUGUGGGAACGAUUCCGUGGAAGAGUCUUCGAUAUGUCUUGGCAACACAAGGAGAAGUCAUUGUCGCCGAGGUUCAGAGCACCUUGAGUUCUAGUCUUGACGACUCGAAGAUGGAAGUCGAUCAAACGAGGGAAUGGCAAUUGUUGAGGGAAUCGGUCUCUUUCCUCGCAUUCUUGCACACAUACCUUGGGUUCAGCCAAGAAGACGUCCUCGCACUUGCAGGCAACUACUCCUAA